AUGCGGUCUUCAGCCCUCUUCGCUCUCCUGCCCCUGGCUUCCGCCCUUCCCCAGGCGGUCCCGGCGGUCGAAGUCCGAGACACAAGAUGCCAAAAUAAGAUAUCCAACUGCAGUGAGGUCUGCCCCGGAAUAUCUAUGUGGUGGUCAGGCUAUUGCUUGGAAAAUUGUGCCGGCUCAUCGCUUUGGGCAAUUACAAAAAAGUGCAACCACAACGGGUGGGGCUUUGACAAGCGAUCCCUCGAAGCCGGAGAUGCAACCUCCCAAAGUGAGGGAGCUGAAAGCUGCCAAGCAGCUCACGACAGCUGCAAAACAGCCUGCAACUGGUGGCCCUGGGAGGCCAGGUGGAGCUAUUGCCUGCCACUUUGCUCUCGCCAGUUGGACAUCUGUACUGGCAACAACCCCGAGAAGCGUUUCAUCGAAGAGCGCGACGAUGCAGUUGAAACCUACCCCGUUCCUGUCGAGAGCCUUCCAACCGAGACUCAGCCAGCUCAAACCCAGCCAACUCAAACCCAGGUAGCUGAUAGCUGCGAAGAUGCUCACCAAAAGUGCAGGGACAGAUGCAGCAAUGUUGCUUUUACUUUGAAGUUCAUUUGCCCGAAGCUGUGCUAUUACGAAUACAAUGCUUGCACCGGCAAGACCACCGAGAAGCGCUCCGUCGAGAGCCUCCCAGUUGAAACCCAGCCCGCUGAUAGCUGCAAAGCCGCUUAUAAAGAAUGCUAUAAGCAAUGCAAUGGGUAUUUGAAGUGGUGGGGUAGUUUUUGCCCAGAGACUUGCGAUCUUGAAUUCAAUGCUUGCACCGGCAACACCCACGAGAAGCGCUACCGCGGCGACUACGCCCAGGAAAUCACCGGCUGCUACAGCGCCGUCGCAAAGUGCAAGAACGAGGGCCACAAGUCGAUCGAGGAGUGCUACGCGCCCCUCAACGACUGCCUCCAGGGUCUCUUCGACAAGUACGGCAUUGCCUAA
Messenger RNA from Trichoderma virens Gv29-8, 966 nucleotides. RefSeq lists its product as uncharacterized. The record is from RefSeq and is a predicted model, not a curated record. Bases 1 to 966 code for a protein of 321 amino acids. Lineage: Eukaryota; Fungi; Ascomycota; Sordariomycetes; Hypocreales; Hypocreaceae. The transcript is spliced from 6 exons.